CGGGGAUUCCCCGUGUUGUUGUCCCGGCGCGAUGGGCGGACGGAGCGCAGGGCGGCGCUGAUGGCGGCUCGGUCGGCAGCCCGCGGCUGCGAGCCGGGGGUGGACGAGUUCACCGUCCCGGCGGAGAAGAGCCGCCUCCUGGAGGGGAGCUGGGGUCGCAUCGAGGGCUUGUUCGAGGUGCGGCUGGCCGUGCUGGGGGUGCAGGGGGACUGGCGGCCCGCCGUCCCGCCCCAGGGCCCGCCGCCCGCAGCCCGGAUCUGGGUGCAGCUGGCGGGCGGUGGGAAGGCCGUGCGCAGCGCCAAGGAGUAUAUUAAAGGACUCUGUGAACCUGAACUAGAAGAAAACGAGUACUACCCAAAGGACAUGCACUGCAUCUUUGUUGGUGCACAAAGCCUGUUUCUAAACAGUCUUAUUCAGGAUACCUGUGCUGAUAUAACAGUGCUGGAAAUUGGAUUGCUCAGUAUUAAGGGGUGUGCAGAAGCUGUUGUUAUGGCUCAAAGUCAUGUUCAGCAGUUCGUGAAGCUUUUUGAGUCUAAUGAAAGCUUUAUAAGUGACAAUGAAUCAGAGAUUAAAAAGCAAUUCAGACAAUUUGUGGAAUCACAUGCUGAUAAAUACACAAUGGAUUUACUUAUUUUGCCUAGCUCACUUAAAAGAGAACUCUUAGCUCUCACACAGACUGAAUGUUGUCAAGUGGGGAGCAAUAUCAUAGAUCUUACAGGUUCUGAAAUCCCAGAAGAGUGUUUACAGACCAGAACAUCUGAAGUAAUUGCUACAAAUAGAGAUGGAAGAGCAGGAAGUGGUGAGGAAGCCAGAAACAAUGCUGGGACACCUGUAACUGAACUUACAAAGCAAAUGGACACUGUGUUUUCUGAUGCUCCUGAUGCAAGUUUUGUUCCUAUAAAGGUUCCUCUGUUAGAGGCAGUGACAUGUAAUGAAAGGCAGUCGUGUAAAAGAAGAUCAUCUGAUGAUGAGGAGAGGCUCCCUAAAAAGCAGUUCUCUUUGGAAAAUGAUCAGGAAGUGAGAUUUGCCUCAUGCAGUAAUUCUUCAGGCAGGGAUGCAUACAGUGAUCUGGUUUCUGAUGCAGACUCAGAUGACCCCAGUUACUGCAUUAAAGAUGGUGAUGAUAUCAGUGAGGAAGUGGAAUAUAAGAUUCUUGUGAACUUUUUCAGAACAAUGGGAUACUCCAAAAAUAUUGUAGAAAAAGUUAUUGGUAUCCUAGGGCAAUCUGUGGAACCAUUGAUAUUGCUAGAAGAAAUUGAAAAGGAAAAUUUAAAAUUUCAAAAAGAACUUGAACAGUCAUCUCAAAAUUUUGGAACUACCAAUCCUUCUUUAGGAAAUAAUGCAAAUAAUUCACAAAAGCUAGAAGACAAAGGCAUUUCUAGCAACAAAAGUCCACUUAAAUCUGGUCACACUUCAAAGGAGACAAAAAAUGAAUACCACAAAAUAAGAGAUUCACCAAGCAUGCAAGUUGGUGAAGAAGAUAAAAUGCAUAUGUUGCUAUGCAAACCUGCUUCUUCUUCCAGUAAAAAUACAGCUGUAUCCUAUAAACAAAGAGACAUUUAUUGUCCUGGUAAGAAUCACAGUUCAAGGUCAAGUGAUAUAGAAACUGAUGGUGCAGCUGGAGCUCUAAAAGACGUAGAUUUUGUAGCCAGAGGGAGCUCAGAUGUGCAGCAUAUUUCAACUAAGACUAAAACUGCAGUUCAGCACAAAUCUGCAAGGCUGUCAGCUGUACAGAAUAGUCAUCCUGGUUUUGAGGACCAAAUAGGACACUGCAAUUCUUCUUGUCAAGUCAAAUCUAUCAACCAAUCCCUUUUCCAAACCUCAGAUUUUGAAAAUCUUAUCCCAGACCAGGUAUUUUCUUCACAAAUACAUACUUCAAAUCCUGAUAUAGAGACAUUGGGACCAGACAGACGUCAUCCUGAUCCUUCAGUUACAGGGGUUCAAAGAUUUCUGGAUUCUCUGAAAAAGCCAUACAGACUGGAGUUGAAAAAUGAACCCGGGAAACCUUUUUUAAAACAUAUCAUUAUUGAUGGAAGCAAUGUUGCAAUUUCUCAUGGUCUAAGGAAAUUCUUCUCCUGCCGAGGAAUUGCAAUAGCUGUUAACUACUUUUGGACACGUGGCCACAGAAAUAUUACUGUAUUUGUUCCACAGUGGAGAACAAGGCGUGAUCCUUCUGUUACAGAGCAGGAUUUCUUAACACAGCUCCAGGAUGUUGGAAUAUUGUCUUUAACCCCUGCAAGGAUGGUUUUAGGAGCAAGAAUUGCUGCUCAUGAUGACAGAUUUUUAUUACACCUUGCUGAUAAAACUGGAGGUGUUAUUGUGACUAAUGAUAACUUCAGAGAAUUUGUGACAGAAUCACUUGCCUGGAGAGAAAUUAUUCAAAAAAGAUUGCUUCAGUACACAUUUGCUGGUGACAUAUUCAUGGUUCCUGAUGAUCCUUUGGGAAGAAAUGGACCAAGAUUAGAUGACUUUCUUCGAAGUGAAUGCUGUCCUAGAGAUUUUCGGACAGCACAAAAGGCUUUACAGAGCAGUGAACAGUAUUCUUCUGAGACACCUAUCUUCAUGCCAGUCCCCAGGCCAACCAGUAGUAGUGAGCAGCCUAAAACCAGAGUACGUGGUGAUUGUUCAUCAGCAUGGCUUCCACUGGAAACAGAGAUACAGGCUUGUCUAGCAAAUCCUUUACAGAGAUCUGCCUCAGAAACAGUGCAGCUAAGAGAAGCCCUGAUUAAAAUUUUUCCUGAUUACGAUCAAAGACAGAAGAUUGAUCAAAUACUAGGUGAUCACCCGUUCAUGAGAGAUCUCAAUGCACUGUCUGCAAUGGUGCUUGACUGAAUAUUAUACAGGACUUUUAUGUCACAACUGAUCUCACUAACUUGCAAUAUCAACGUGAAGAAAAAUGUUCCUUUGUUGUUUUACUUUGUGAAUAUUCAGAACCUAAUUUUAUUGUAUGAAUGAAGAUAUUAUUUGUGUAUGUUGUGUUGCUAACAGAUGCCAGUUUUUGGUAAAUUAAAAACUGCUACUACAGAUCUGUAGUAAUAUUUUCUAUGAAAAAAUGAAUCUUUUGCUUCACUUAAAUUGCUUAUUAAAGCAGUAGCAUUUCUGAAGAACUGUUAAUCACUUUAAAUAGUGUGUUAGCACUUUUUAAAAACUCCUUUCCUGGAAAAGGAUAAAUGUCAAAGGCUUAAAAGUUAUUCUUGCAGCUUCAUAUAUAUUUUUCAGAUGCCUGCAUAAUAUAAGCCAUGCACCUGUUGCAUAUAAUUUUCAGCGUUUGUAUCUGGAACACAGAUGUUAGAAAGCCUACAUUCUAAUUAUACCUCCUUCACUUAUGAACUUUGAAAUAUUUCUCCAUGGAAAUAAACCAGACCCUUCUAGUAAUUUCACAUACAAAGACUUCUCAGUAGUCUGUACGUGAACCUGCUUUCCUUAGGCCUGCAUUGCAGGUUUUGGGAGUUGCUGUCCCAAGGCUCUGUGCCUGUCUCCAUGGGGGAGCAGUGGAUGCUCGGUGUAUUGUUGAAGUAAUGUCACCAGGUGGCGAUAUGCUCUGUUGGUUUGUAAUGCGUAACAAGAAGGCUUCUGACCGUGCUCUUGAAGUGCUCGUUCUUUUAUAAAGAAACCAUAAAUGCAAGACAUGUAACAGUCAUUUGAAGAGUUUUGUGGAUAAAAUUGUACGUUAUAUGAGUAACUUAAGGAUACCUUCUGAUAUUCUGGGCAGCCAAGAAGCCCUAUAUAGUGACCAUGGAAUGAAAGCAAACCAAGAAAAUCUAUUUGCCUGUUCAUCCAAUUGGAGAUACUAUGCUGGAGUAGUUAGGAGGGGGAAGGUCUCAGUUAGAAAGUGUAAAUUCAUUACUCUCCUCAAUCGAAGAUACUUGUAAUCCUUUAAAAGAUCUGUCAUACCUACAUUUGUUUUUAAAUAUGAUUUUUUUAUCAUCAAUAUUCUGUCAUUAAUUUUCAUAUCUUUAAAAAUCUGUUUGUCUUUGCCCUUCCUGUUUGUCAGAACACUGUGACAUUAACAGACUGCUGAUUUUAUAAAAAGGGCAUGCUGUCUUGUGCAAAACUAAUGCACUGCUGUUAAUAGUCAGCUCUGCCCCUUUCUCAAAUCUAUCCUAAAAGUAAAGUGGAAAAAAGGAACAUAAUAAGUGAAGAUUAGUAUGUGUCUCUGUAGUCUGUUAUGAGUUUGGUUUAACUGGUUUUGGUGCUAAGUGUUCAUGUUAGUAAAAUAAAAUAAGACUUUAAAAAUAUGGGCUACAUCAGAAUUUUAACAGUAUGUACUGAGCCUUACACUAAAAUGUAAGCACAGUGACUUUCUCUUCAGUAAGAGUUCCCUGGGUUCUGAAAUAACUCUUUGACUAAAUGCUAAAAUAUACUGAGGAAAUGAGGGUGUUGAAAGUC
Molecule: messenger RNA, 4389 nt
Organism: Calypte anna (Anna's hummingbird)
Lineage: Eukaryota; Metazoa; Chordata; Aves; Apodiformes; Trochilidae
Gene: N4BP1
Product: NEDD4 binding protein 1
Exons: 7
Coding region: 61-2832 (923 amino acids)
Biological process (GO): negative regulation of proteasomal ubiquitin-dependent protein catabolic process; negative regulation of protein ubiquitination
Cellular component (GO): PML body; nucleus
Source: RefSeq, a predicted model, not a curated record